AGUGUGAACAAAACAACAGUACGACUUGGCUUGUGAUAGGAUUUAUGAAUUUUUGGUUGAAGGUCCUUCCUUCAAACUCUACCCUAGAGAUGAAGAUCGUCACGAACAGGUUUAAGAUGUUGCUCUACCACAAAUUGGGGUUUUUGUUUUGUGAGAGUUGUUUGAAUAUAAUUAACGCACUAUGGUCGUUCAUUUUAUUAGCCGACCCGUGUCCGACUGUCACACUGAUAAAAGGAGUAUGGGGUAUCCCCAUAACCGUGCUCCUUCUACCUUGGCCUUGUUUCCCCGAGAGAUAGAGAGAGAGAAAGCCCUGGAAAUGCAAACUUAAACUUGAUCCACACAAACAGGCCGCCCGGUGGCGUUAAACAAAUAAACAUAAAAAAGUACCCCCCCAUUCUAUGGCGGGGAAUUCCCACCGCGGCCGACAGUACAACCACACACGCAACUUGAUCGUCAUCGAUCGGUCCUUCCCGCAGUACUUCCACGGUAGCGUCUUACGUCCGGGCGUCCUACGGGCGGGAGGAGAUUAACCGCUACUGGGCGCAGGCACAGCUUCUUGGCCUCUCCCCACAUUGCUGCUGCGAUUACAAUCCGCGUAGUGUGCAUGUGAUCGUAAGAACGUAAACUCUAUGCGAUCCGCGAUCGCGCACGUAUAUUGGUGGGAUUCCUGAGCCCCUCAGCGGUUUCGCCUGCUGGCUUUUGGAAUAUUGGUGAGUCUAUUAUCAAGCCACGCAACCGGUCCCUGUCUGUGUGCGCUCAGUAGGGCAGACCACCGCCGGCAAAAGUGUGGGUUUUGAUAAUCUUGCGGGUAUUUUUUGCGUGUGUGUCGGAUUAAAAUUCUGCGUACCACCAGCCAGUGCCGUGAGGCCGUAAAGCCGCGUUCGGAAGUUAGUUGUACGGUACACAAUGAGGUGGUUAGUUUGUUUGAUCGUGUCCUGGUGCUCGCUGGUGCCGUUGGGGGCUACCGUAGGUCAGUCGCUCAACAGUGGCGAUUCGUGCCAAACACCGUCCGGCACGGCCGGGACCUGUGAGCCUGUGAAAAACUGUUCGUACGUGCGGAAGAUUCUCAAGAGUCCGGACUUUUCGCACUACGACACGACCUAUCUGGAUACGCUCAAGUGUGGCGAUUUGAUGGUGCCUAUGCGCAAAAAGCCAAUUCCACUGCUGUGCUGUCCAAAGUUUAGCAAUUCACCUACGUGCGGCGCUCAGCAGCUGGCGGAUCGGAUCUACUUCGGCGAGGAAACGGAGCGUGGCGCACAUCCUUGGGCAGCGCUGCUGUUUUACAAUGUCGGCCGGAAUCGAACCGUGCCCAAGUGCGGUGGUGCGCUCAUUUCCGAGCGAUACGUGAUAACGGCUGCACACUGCACCGUGGACAAACCAAACUGGAAGCUGCUUUACGUGCGGUUCAACGAGUUCAACACAAGCAGUGCGGAUAAUUGCACCACGGAGAACGAUGAGGUCAUCUGCCGGGAGGAUUACGCGGUGGAAUCGAUCGUACCGCACCCCGAGUACGACAUGCACAACAUUUCCCGUCCGAACGAUAUCUGUAUCCUGCGGCUCGCCAGCGAUGUCACGUUCAAUGACUACGUGCGGCCAAUUUGUUUGCCCUUCGAUCCGGACGUUCAGCAGCUCCCGAUUGUGGAUGAAAUCUUCACCGUCACCGGUUGGGGUGAAACCGAAGACCGAAGACCCAGCGAUACACAGAAGCACGUGGAGCUGCCCGGGCUGGAGCACGAGGCGUGCAAUUCGGUGUACGCGGUGGCCAACGUAACCCUGUCGGACAAGCAGCUGUGCAUCGGUGGGCUAAAUGGUUCCGAUUCCUGCCGGGGAGACUCCGGUGGACCGCUGAUGCGGGAAGUUCGCGGUGGUUGGUUUCUAAUAGGUGUCGUUAGCUUCGGGGCCCGGUUUUGCGGCACGCAGAACUUGCCGGGAGUGUACACGAAUGUGGCGAAAUAUUUAGACUGGAUGGAGACGGUUAUGUUUGUGGAGCGAUAUUUGUAAACCGUGAUAGGCAAUAAAGUAUGAUAUGCUUUCUACUAUGUG
This is a messenger RNA of Anopheles gambiae (African malaria mosquito), 2043 nucleotides long. Its product is annotated as CLIP domain-containing serine protease B15. The coding region runs from base 907 to 2001 and encodes 364 amino acids. Lineage: Eukaryota; Metazoa; Arthropoda; Insecta; Diptera; Culicidae. Gene Ontology annotation, molecular function: serine-type endopeptidase activity. The record is from RefSeq and is a predicted model, not a curated record. The transcript has 4 exons. Gene Ontology annotation, biological process: proteolysis.